Messenger RNA from Xyrauchen texanus (razorback sucker), 4469 nucleotides. Its product is annotated as UV radiation resistance-associated gene protein-like. Gene Ontology annotation, cellular component: endosome; lytic vacuole. Gene Ontology annotation, molecular function: SNARE binding. NCBI's taxonomy places the organism in Eukaryota, Metazoa, Chordata, Actinopteri, Cypriniformes, Catostomidae. The transcript has 15 exons. Gene Ontology annotation, biological process: SNARE complex assembly. The record is from RefSeq and is a predicted model, not a curated record. Bases 215 to 2377 code for a protein of 720 amino acids.
GUCGCGGUAAUGGCUUGCUAGGCAAGAUUUACUUUGUUUAUGCCGUGGUGUGGAGUUCAGUCGCUGUGUCUAGUGUUUAUGUAUGACAUUUGUAAAUAAAUGUACACGUUUUAAAAGACAGCCUUGGGUCUGGCUCUUAAUACCCAGGAGUUUAUCGCCGAUGGGGCUGAGUUGUAUGGACGAAUAAGGCGAUCGCCCACGGUGCCGUAGAAGGAUGAACUCCAUCGCCGGUCGGGAUCUCGCCGUGUCCGCUGGCGCUGUCAGCAGCAACCCGGGAGCCUCAUCCUCCAGAGUCCUACAUGUGGAGCUCAUAUCACAGCAGAGGCGGUUACGUCACUUGCGGAGUAUAGCUGCCCGUAACAUUGUGAACAAGAAUGGUUCUCCUCUGCUGGAUACUUACUUCACCCUUCACCUCUGCCAGGAGUAUCGGAUAUCACAAGAUUUUUAUAAGAGUGAAGUCAUCCGAGACUCAUUGAAUCCGACAUGGCGGAGUUUAGAUUUUGCCAUGCUGCCGGACCUCUUUGAUACAUCUGUGUCGUGUUUCGUGGUGAGAAUAUGGGGUGGAAGGGAAGAUCAGUACCAGCUGCUUAUUGAGUGGAAAGUCAACCUGGAUGGGCUCAGAUACACAGGACAACAGAUUCGUUCAAGAAACCCAAAUGAGAUCAUCUUUGGACUGAAUGAUGGCUACUAUGCAGCUGAGUUUGAUCAGAAGGAGAGUUCUGACAGGAAGAAGAACAGCUUGCUCCAGGUGGACCAGAGCUCGGUUAGGAACUCCUACAGUGUUUUCUCCCUGCUGAGACUGCAUACUGCACAGAGAGCUAUUAAGCAGACUCAGGUGACAGUUCAGAAGAUCGGCAAGGAAAUUGAAGAAAAACUGAGGACAACGGCAUCCUGUACAGAGAAGAAAAAAGAGAGGGAGUGUAUGCAGCUCCGGAUCGGGAAUCUGAGGUGUGAGUUGGAGAGACAGAGGAAGGCGCUGGCAAGAGAAAUGGACUUGCUUCACAAAGAGAGGGCACAGCUUCAAAAGAAUGAGGAGGUGUCGUCUACUAGGCACCAGGGACUGGAGUCUGAGCGCAAGUCUUUAACGGACUUGCAGAAAGAAUGCACUGCCAAAAGAGAGAUGUUUCUGAAGUCAAACGCACAGCUCACCUUCCGCUGUCGUCAGCUUAUAUCAGAACUGUCUUACAUUUAUCCCGUUGAUGUGAACAAUCAAAAUGAUUAUGUGAUUUGUGGUGUGAAACUGCCCAAUUCAGAAGACUUUCAAGCAAAGGAUGAUGGGAGUGUGGCGGUGGCUCUGGGGUACACGGCACACUUGGUGCUGAUGAUAUCGUACUUCCUGCAGAUUCCACUCAGGUAUCCGGUCAUCCACAAGGGUUCCCGCUCCUCCAUCAAAGACACCAUCACUGACAAACUCUCUGAGAAGGAAAGAGAGUUCCCCCUAUACCCCAGAGGAGAGCGUUUCCAGUUCGAAUAUGGGGUCUACUUGCUCAACAAAAACAUUGCCCAGUUGAGAUACCAGCAUGGGCUCUCCACGCCAGACCUUCGUCAGACUUUGCCCAAUUUGAAGAAUUUUCUAGAGCAUGGAUUGCUUGUACGAUGUGACAGGCACCAUGUCUCCAUGUCCAUCCCUGUCCCUCUGAAGUCUCAGCUCAGUGUCUCCACCGCAUCUGAAGUAGGCUUUCCAAACCAGAGCAGCCCCCCUGAAAAGGGUGUCCAGAAGCAGGCCAGAUCAGACAUAGACAAGGUGAAAUACAGAGACCCUCCACCCAGUUACAACACAGCCAUGGCUCAACCCAAUCCCAUGACCACUCCAGAGGUUCCCCCCGAGCCAUCUUCCACCUUGGUUGUGAGCAUGGGAGUAGCUGAGACUGAAGAGCCACAUGGGGAUGCAGAUGGGGAUGUAGAAGCAGAGGCUGCAAGCGAGGCACAUACUGAGCCAGUGGAGACAAAAGUGGAGAAGCCUCCGGAGGUACCUACAGACGUAGCAAGUUGUAUUGUACCUUCUGACUGUAUACCCAGCUCCUCCACUGGCCAGCAUCCAGGGGCAGUGAAUGGCUCGGCCAUGCCCAGUGAAGGUAUGGGACUGGGUGUUGUAGGUGGAGCGGAGCUGUACUGCUCUGUGGAGCAGGCGGAGGAAAUAAUGGGCACUGAAGCCACAGGGCUGGGAUUGGGACUAGGAUUAGGGUUGGGUUUAGGCGGAGGCGCUCGACUGGACGAUUACCCCUGCAUACCUGUGGAGCAAGCGGUGGCGGUCGAGUGCGACGAACAGGUUUUGGGGGAGUUUGACACGGCUGGGAUCGAAGAGGUCUCGCGACGCAUCUAUGCACUAGAGAACAUGUCCAGCUUCCGACGGCCUCGGAAGAACUCGGAAAAAUGAUACAUGGACCUGAAGAAACGGGUUGGAGGUCAAGGGUGAAAGGUGUCCAUGUAGGUCUGUAUGCCUGGUUAAUAUUUCACCCUGACUGCAACACUUAUAGACAUUACAUAAAGAAAUGUAUGAUUAUUAAUAUUAUUAUAAUAAUUAUUAAUAUUAAUAAGAAAUAAUAUGGAAUAAUGUCCAAUUUGCACUUCUCAAAACAUUUCUAUAAUCCUUUACAGUGAAAAUAAAGAGAAUGUUUGUGGUUGAAAUGCUUGCUGGCCGUCAUUCUGGGUGUGUGGUAGGCCUGUGUGUUUGGAUUUGGAGUCUUAAAUGCCACUCAGUAUUACAGCGGCAGCUCUGGCGCCAGGACCAACCUGAGAGCAAAAGGCGAUAUAUUUACCAGGCUCAGUGGCAAGAGAAAUGUCUGUCGGUCAGGGUGUGCAGAAAGGGCGAGGAAUUACCAUGCACCAAUGAUGCCCUUUCUCAUGCUGAACACAUGAGCCCUGCUUCCAAAACAUGAAAACCACAAAUGCAUGCACACUUAUUGCACAAAUCUCUUCGCUUUAUCUCAACAGUCUGAAAAAAAAUAUUGACCUUUGCAAAACCUUUACUCUCUGUGGUUUAUUCAUCCAUUAAAAUGAUAGUUCACCCAAAAAUGAAAGUAAUUUUAUUAUUUACUCACUCUCAUGAUAUUCAUCCCAGGUAUGUAUACUCUUUCUUCACUUGAACACAUUUGAAGAAAAGCAGAAAAAUAUCUUAGCUCAGUAGGUCCUUAAAAUGCAAGUGAGUGGUGAUUUCUCUUUUGAAGCUCCAAAAAUUACAGACAGUCAGCAUAAAUGUCAUCCAUAUGACACCAGCUGUUAAAUUAAUGUCUUAUAAAGCGACACGAUCGCUUUUGGUGCAAAAACGAUAAAUAUGUAAGUACUUUUUUUUUUUUUACUCUAAAUCAUGCUUCCGUUCUGUAGCACGUGAGAACUGAUGCACGUACGUCAAAGUUGGAAGAGCAGCGCUGUUUACAAGUGAGAAGGAGGAAAUCUGUACAGUAACUUGGUUGGUUUUGGUCUGUAUCUGUUUACUCACAAUGGUGCGUUUGUGUGCUUAUCCUGGAUGUCUCAACCGAGAGGAGAACGUGAGAUUACCUCUGUAUCAUGUCAAUGCGAAUACAUCACAAGAGAGACCACUUGGACUCCUCCCUCUCGUGACUCCUAAUGGAAGUGAUGGUUUAUAAAAAAAAUAGAAAAGUACUUAAAUAUUGAUCUUUUUCGCACCAAAAGUGAUAUCCACACUGGAAUGCCUUAUUCCUCCACCAAAUAAACUUUCAAAAACACUCCCAAUGUACCACAUACUUCAAAAAAACAAUGUCAUUAGGAAACUGAAAAUGGAGUUUUCAAACAAAAACAAAUUAGUGUGGAUGUGGCAUAAGUUCUAGGAAGAAAACAGUAGAAUCUCCGGUUGUUUUCUAAUAAUUAUGGAAAUUCUAUGUAAUUUAAUGCAGACUUUUUAUGAAAUCUAGAUUAGUGUGACCAUGGAGAACAGGCCCUUACAUGUUCAUGAAAAACAUCAUGGUUGCUGGGUCAUUUUUUCCAGAGUGAAUUUUUCUAUGAUUAUUCAGAUAUCAGAAACCAAAAUGCAAAUGAUGUGCACUGUAUACUGUUGAUUUAUGGCAUUAAUCCUCAUUGCAUUGCACAGACCUUUUAUCGGUGUCAUUUCCUCUUUAAACAACAUUCACCUGCCCACAGGGCUUUCAGGACAGAUGUGUUUUCCCUUACAGUUACAAUUUACACUUACUUACAGUACAAUUUCAGCUUUUUCUUUCUUUUUUCCCAUUUCUGCUUUUCAGACAUACUCAAGCUGCAGAUCCUACUGCAUAAGAAUUGGACCAUGAAUGUUAUAAUUACCAUGAUUUUGUCAGACUGCAACAUUGAUCAUUGAGUUUUGCAUAAUUCCAUCCUGGCCUGAAACCAUUGUUUUAUUUCCUGUCUCUUAUCUUGUAGUAUUGCCUUGAUGACUGUUGAUUUGUGUUGUAUUUAAGACCAAUGCAAGAAAUUUGUGUCCCUAUUGCUGUGACAUUGUACAUAUACUUUUGUAUGAAUGGUGUUUUAUUAUUAAA